Condylura cristata (star-nosed mole) is the source of this 2871-nucleotide messenger RNA. RefSeq names its product hydroxyprostaglandin dehydrogenase 15-(NAD) (gene HPGD). The record is from RefSeq and is a predicted model, not a curated record. Lineage: Eukaryota; Metazoa; Chordata; Mammalia; Eulipotyphla; Talpidae. Gene Ontology annotation, cellular component: cytoplasm. The transcript is spliced from 7 exons. Gene Ontology annotation, molecular function: oxidoreductase activity, acting on the CH-OH group of donors, NAD or NADP as acceptor. Bases 177 to 977 code for a protein of 266 amino acids.
UCGAUCGCGGAGCCUGGCGCCCGGAGCGCCCAGGGCCAGGUGACACAGCCGUGGGUUCCUGGCGCGGCGCGGACAGUUUCCUCCCCGCCCACUCGCAGGCCGCCGCGCGCGCGCAGGGUCCAUAAAAGCGGCGGCGAGGCCGGGACGCCAGCUGCCCACCGCGGAGCGGCGCGACCAUGCACGUGAACGGCAAAGUGGCGCUGGUGACCGGCGCGGCGCAGGGCAUCGGCAGGGCUUUCGUGGAAGCGCUGCUGCACAAGGGUGCCAAGGUAGCGCUGGUCGACUGGAACUUGGAAGCAGGUAUAAAGUGUAAGUCUAGCCUGGAUGAGAUGUUUGAACCUCAGAAAACGAUAUUCAUCCAGUGCGACGUAGCUGACCAGCAACAGCUGACAGAAACCUUUAGAAGAGUUGUAGACCACUUUGGAAGAUUGGAUAUUUUGGUCAAUAAUGCUGGAGUGAAUAAUGAGAAAAACUGGGAAAAAACUCUGCAAAUUAAUUUGGUGUCUGUUAUCAGCGGGACCUAUCUUGGCUUGGAUUAUAUGAGCAAACAAAAUGGAGGUGAAGGCGGGAUCAUUAUCAAUAUGUCCUCUCUAGCAGGGCUCAUGCCGGUGGCUCAGCAGCCGGUCUACUGUGCUUCCAAGCACGGCAUCAUAGGCUUCACGCGCUCGGCGGCGAUGGCGGCCAAUCUCAAGAACAGUGGUGUGAGACUGAACGCCAUUUGUCCAGGCUUUGUAAACACACCCAUUCUUGAAUCCAUUGAAAAAGAAGAAAAUAUGGGACAAUAUAUAGAAUAUAAGGAUCAAAUCAAGGCUAUGAUGAAAUACUAUGGAAUUUUGGACCCAUCUGUGAUAGCCAAUGGAUUAAUAACACUUAUUGAAGAUGAUAGCUUAAAUGGUGCUAUUAUGAAGAUCACAACUUCCAAGGGAAUUCAUUUUCAAGACUACGAUACAACUCCAUCUCAUUCAAAUGCCCAGUGAACAUCUCACCCAUCAGCCAUAACAAAACUAAGCACAAAUGACUUAUAUACAGACCAUAUCUUCAUUUGAAUACAACUUUUGAAAUGAAAUGCUAUUUUGGGGAGCUUCCUUCCAUGCACCUGAUAUUAACUGUUUUCUAAAUGAUUUGUUUACUAUAUGGUUAAAAAAAUUAUGAACUCAAACACAUGAUGUAGACCAAAGCUAGAUUUUGAUCUUUAGAGUCUGACUAAUGAUUAAAACAAAGGAUAUUCAAGGAAUAUUCUGCCUUUCAGAAAACAUUUAAAGUUAUGGUUCAGAAAUAUUAAUGUUUUUCGAGCAUCCUUUUACAGGAGAUACUCGAAUUAUUUAAUUCACACCAGAUGUAAAAGUUUAUUUUACUUCUACAUUCGCACUUUAAAAGAGAGGAGCUACCCACACUGGCCAGUGUUUUGUUACCACUAACUUGCACUCAUGUACCUUCGUCACGGCCAGUAGUUGAGAAAUAAAUUAUAGUGUGAGUAUAUCCUAAAUGAAAAAUCUCAUACGCAGAAAAAGGACUAUUGGGUCCACAGCAUAGCUUCCCAUCUAUGAAAGCUAUUUCCUCGCUUUUUGCUUAUUUUUAACUUUAAUUGACUCCCAAAAAAAUCUCAGGCAUGAAACUUCUCACAGUUACAACAAAAAAAGCCAGUGUUCCUGAAAAGUUUUAUUAUGAUAAGCUCAUUAACAAAAGAUUAGAAGUGUAUUUUUUCUUCGAUUGCAUCUUUGUUGAUUUGUUACAAUUUCACAAGAGCCUACUUUUCAAUGACUCUCCUUUUUCCUAAUCUCCAGAAAUUACUUAAUGUUUUAUGCAUAACUAUUGGAGAGUAGAAACCAAUUUUGUCACAAUCUCAACUGUAAAUGGUUUUUGUAUAGUCAAAGCCAUAACAAGAAAUAAAAAUAUGAUGUUUUGUAGUUUUUCUCUGCCAGCUAUUUUAAGGUUUUAUCAUUAAAAGCCCCAUUUGCCAGCAAUAAUUAAUCCUGAUAGUGAAUGUGCAAGUGAUUUAUUCAGCCUGCAGUACUCACAGCUUGGAGCAAAGGAUUUCCUAGAGAUACUGGAACAGUGUCGUGUCUUGCUCUGUUUUAAUUUUGGCACAGCACUAUUGCCCUCACUUUUAAGGAGUAAUUUGGACAUGAAUAGCUGUUGUCUUGUUUCAAAUACUGAGUUCAGAAAGCACCAGCAAAUGGACACUGAUGAGUAUCUAAUAUAGAUUAGUCAUAACUAGGCAUCAGUUUGCUUUUAGUUUGUGGCAGUAACAGCAGAAAUUAAUACAGGUACAUGAAUUAUCACUUAUUUUACAUAUUUCUCCACACUAAUUCUUCUCAAAGCUAUAGCUUAAAUUUUACAUUUAUGGGUAGAUUUUCUUUUGUACUGGCAGCCUUUAAUAUACUUUCUGCUUUGAAUGAAUUAUUUUAAAAUCCAGGAACUCUGCAAAUAUUUAGCAUCAAAAGCUGAAUAUAACUGAGAUUAAAAAUGUAUUAUGUAUUUUAAACUAAUUUUACAUUAAAAUGCUCUUAUAGGUAACUUUAAAUAAAUCGAUGAUGUUAUGUGAUGUCUCUAUGUACUGGGAGAGAAAAAAAUCUUAUAUUGGGGGACAGUCAAUGUAAAUAUGUAUUUUUUCAAAUGUAUUUUCUUAAUAAAUGAAAUAACACUUCUAAAACAGCACAAAUGAAAAUGUGUAAGCACUGAGAAAAGAUUAAUAGAUUAAAAGAUUAACUACAUUCAGCAGAUGUAGUUUCCCAUAUAAAAAUAAUUUUAGACACUAGUUUCAUUUCAGGUAUGUCCUUAUACAAUGACGUCUGUCUACUUUCACUGUCUCUGCUCACAACUGUAGGUGACUGAAGAGGUCUGAAAAUGUAAAUAUUUAAUAAAAUCCAA